AUGCUUCAAGAAUUUUUGCUCAAGACUUCUUCUCGUAAUAGACUUCAGCAUCAUAUCUACUUUGAUAACUUAUUUUCUUCUCCUGACCUGUUAGUGCAUCUGAAAUAUCAAAAUCUGCGAGCGACCGGCACUGUAAGAAAAGAUAGGUUUGAAGUGUCUAACGAAAUUGAUGCGAAAGCUCGUAGAGGAACAUCCAAAGUAAAGCAUGAUAUCAAUAGUGGUACUAAUUUUGUCACAGUUAUGGAUUCCAAAGCAGUUUCGAUUCUUUCUUCAGCUGCUGGCGUCACCCCUACUUCGAACGUAUCACGUUAUGAUAAGGAAGCCAAGGGAAAAGCUGCAAUACGUUUUCCAAAUGCGUUCAAGGUUUAUAACAAUUUGAUGGGUGGAGUCGACCUACACGAUUAA
This is a messenger RNA of Belonocnema kinseyi, 405 nucleotides long. RefSeq names its product piggyBac transposable element-derived protein 3-like. Lineage: Eukaryota; Metazoa; Arthropoda; Insecta; Hymenoptera; Cynipidae. The coding region runs from base 1 to 405 and encodes 134 amino acids. The record is from RefSeq and is a predicted model, not a curated record. The transcript has a single exon.